Molecule: messenger RNA, 2001 nt
Organism: Sipha flava (yellow sugarcane aphid)
Lineage: Eukaryota; Metazoa; Arthropoda; Insecta; Hemiptera; Aphididae
Product: homeobox protein Hox-B4-like
Exons: 3
Coding region: 636-1748 (370 amino acids)
Biological process (GO): cell differentiation; animal organ morphogenesis; embryo development
Cellular component (GO): nucleus
Molecular function (GO): RNA polymerase II transcription regulatory region sequence-specific DNA binding; DNA-binding transcription factor activity, RNA polymerase II-specific
Source: RefSeq, a predicted model, not a curated record
CCCUCGCACACGAAUCCCGAGCGCGCGCGACCGCACCUCAUCAGUCGUAAUCGAUCGCGUGUCCUAAACGUUAAGUACACACUUACCGUGCCCGGUACACACCGCGCUCAUCGGGUUCGUCGCGUACUCGCGCGUUUACGUGCACACACGGAUGUCGGCAAACGCACGCACGACGCGCGGCUUACGCACGCACACAAACCCGUCCGUCGCACCUCGGCGCAGGAAUCAUUACUUUGUUUUUUAAAUUUAUUAACGCGUACGCGCGUAAACGUCCCCGUACGCGUACCGGCUUGGCCGCUCGUCAACGGUAUCGCGCGCGCGCCGAACACCGUCAACGCGUUCCCGUCCGCGGUGGUCGACCGUCUCGAGUCGAAAAACGCGCGCGUCCGUCUCUCACCGUUCGCCGCGAUCAGUUCGGGGCACCGCCGUCCGGCUCGAACAGACCGCUGACGCGCCCGUCCACGCACACCUAUGUUGCACGCGGACGACGAUGCCCGUCCGCAGUGCCUGAAUCCAGUUCGGACACCGUCGGUACCGGUCCGGGCGCGCGACGGUCACGCAGAGGAAUGCGCGCGGCGACGGUCCGGGCGACGACGACGACGACGUGAGAACCGUGUGACGACGGCCGACGAAAAAUGAACGAGCCGGUGACCGUGUGCAGCAGACAACAGGGUACCGCGUACCACCACGGGGGCAUCAUGCCCGUGCAGUGCAACGGCGGCGACGAGUGCGCCGCCGAGCCGCCGCAACCGGCCAACGCGUUGGCCGGUUCGUGGACCGCGUACGGCCAUCAGGCGGCGGCCGUCGCCGCCGCGGGUUACCACCAUCACCAUCACCACAACCAUCACGUACAGCAGCAGCAGCAGCACCAGCAGCAGCAUCAGCAACAGCAUCAGCAACAGCAGCAACAACAGCAGCAGCAUAUGCAGCUGCAGCAACAGGAUCAUCAUCUUCAACAUCAUCCGCACGGGAUGUCCGUCGUGCCGCCCCAACCGUUGUUGCACCAUCACCAUCACCAUCAACCGGCCGCGGACGGUGGCGGUUACGCGGUCUGGCCGACGGUCGUCUACAACAAACGCCGGCCGUCGUAUCCGGACGAGCUGGUGUACCAUCACGCGCACCACGUGCCACCGCCACCGCCCCCGCCACCGCCGCCGCCGCCGCCGCCGCCGCCACCGUCUUCGCACCAUCAACCCGCGGGCGCCGCGACCACGGCCACUUUGCAGGCCGUCGCGGCCUACAACCCGGUGGCCACGUCCACCGCGACGGCCACGUGCUUGUCGCCCGGCACGUCUCUGGACGAACCGUCGUCCGCGGCCGCGGCCGCUUACCAGACAGCCAACGAUUACAAGUAUUGGCCGCCCGUCCAACACCAGACGUCGCCCACCGGUACCGGACGCGUGAGCCCGUACGGUUGGAUGAAAAGGGUCGAGUACCAGGACCGUCCGCAACCAGGUAGAACACGCACGAAAGAUAAAUACAGGGUUGUAUACACCGACUUGCAGCGUUUGGAGCUCGAAAAAGAAUUCCACUUUAACCGGUACAUCACAAUUACAAGAAAAACGGAGCUCUCCAAAAUGUUAAAUCUUUCCGAAAGACAAGUGAAAAUAUGGUUUCAAAAUAGACGGGCUAAGCAACGUAAAAUCGACAAGAAGAGAGAAGAAACCAUAGUCAACGAUAGCUCGAAACAGCUGAUUCAGACGCCUAUUGAUUCGAAUUACUCAAUCGAAAGCUGCUCUCCUCUGUAAGCGAUUUGCUCAACGACGUAAUUGCAGUGAAUAGAUUUAAUCAAAUUAGUAUAACGUUCUGUCGAUGUUUGUGUAAAUAAUUAAUAUAGUAAUAAAAAACUUCGGAUGAAUACUAGCAGAAAUUAUUUGUUUAAGUCGCCUCCGUGUAAAAACCAGAAUAUGAUUAUUUAUUUUAAACAUAUAAAAUAUAAUUAACGUUAUAUUUUUAUUUUAGCUAAUUUUCGUACGCUUACCAUUCAAAUUUUUGAUUUUU